This is a messenger RNA of Trichoderma gamsii, 1350 nucleotides long. RefSeq lists its product as hypothetical. Gene Ontology annotation, molecular function: D-mannose binding. Gene Ontology annotation, biological process: Golgi organization; endoplasmic reticulum organization; endoplasmic reticulum to Golgi vesicle-mediated transport. Gene Ontology annotation, cellular component: endoplasmic reticulum-Golgi intermediate compartment; Golgi membrane; endoplasmic reticulum membrane. NCBI's taxonomy places the organism in Eukaryota, Fungi, Ascomycota, Sordariomycetes, Hypocreales, Hypocreaceae. The record is from RefSeq and is a predicted model, not a curated record. The transcript is spliced from 2 exons. Bases 1 to 1350 code for a protein of 449 amino acids.
AUGCGAUUCUCCGUGCCGCUGGCUGCCCUCCUGGGCGCCGGCCUUUCUGAGGCUCAGUACCUCAUUAGCGAGAUGAGUUUUGGAUAUGCAGGGCGAAUAAGCUCCGCAGACAACCCUGGCGUCAUCCCCAACUUCGUCGUCUCCGGCCAGCCAACCAAACCCGAGAUCCUCUCCAGCAAGGUCAUCCUCACCCCCGUUGCGCCAGGCAAUGCGCGCGGUGCGAUAUGGAGCGAGCAGCCUUUGAAGCACCCGAACUUCAUCGUCGACGUCGACUUUCGAGCUAGCGGUCCCGAUCGAGCUGGAGGCAACUUCAAUAUCUGGCUGGCAAACCAUGGAAAGGACAUUGGCGCCAAGAGCGUCUACAGCGCGGGCCGGUUUGAGGGACUGGUGCUGGUGAUUGAUUCACAUGGCGGCCAGGGCGGAAUGCUCCGCGGCUUCUUGAAUGACGGGUCGGUGGACUACUCACAGCACCACAGCGUGGAUCAGCUGGCCUUUGGUCACUGCCAGUACAGCUACCGCAACUUGGGACGCCCGUCGCAGAUCAAGAUGCGCCAGACGUCAACCAGCUUCAGGGUCCAGAUCGACGGCAAGACUUGCUUUGAGACUGACCGAGUCAGCUUGCCGACGGGAUACGAUGUCGGUGUGACUGCCUCCACUCCUGACAACCCCGACUCGUUUGAGAUUUUCAAGAUGGUGGUCAUGUCAGAUACUUCCAGCCACGACGCCAAUUCUAACAGUGGUGAUAAUUAUAACAAUAACAACAACAACAAUAACAAUAACAACAACAACAACAAUGGCAACAGCAACAAUGGCAACGGCAACGGCGGCAGCAACAUGCUCUACAAGAAGCAAUCGAGCAGUGGCGAUGAGUCCUUUGUGGACCUUGCCGAUGAAGAGGCCGACGUCUUCCAGACCUCCAAAUCACAGUUCCAGGACCUGCACAACCGUCUCCAGGGCACCAACCAUCAGCUCUCAUCGGUAUACCGCUCCGUCUCCCGCCAUCACCAGAUGGAUGAGCAGCGCCACAAUGAGAUCAAGGAUCUGCUUGCCGCUCUGCAAAGCAAAGUUGAGCUGCUUGAUGAGAUUUCUUCUUUCCGACAACGUAUUGUUGCGUUGGAGAAUGAGGUGCGCAACAUGAACAACGAGUUACACAAGAAGCUCCAGGACAACGAGCGAUCGGUACAGGGUGCCCUGAGGGUCCACCACAACUCUUUGACCCAGCGAGUCGCCGAGAGCGUUCCUGGACAUGGAAAGCUAAUUGCUGUGAUUAUCGGAACUCAAGUCGUCUUGGUGAUUGGUUAUGUGCUAUACAAGCGACGGAGAGCCAAUUCACCAAAGAAGUACUUGUGA